UUACUCUUGUCGGAAUCUGCUCUUCUUGUGCGGUUACAUGUGACCAUCGAGCCGCGUGCAAUCAUGGAGUUGGAUACUGCAUGCUCAUCUGAACACAAGUGAACGCGAAGACGUUUAGCAGUCUCCCAACAAUUGAUACGUCACUAUAAGUAUCGGCCCCUCUCCAGUCUCUCUUCUCAUCUCGACUCGAUCCUUCAAUUGUAGACUUAAUUCUGUAGCCAUGGCGGUUUCUGUGGAAAGCUUCCUCAAACUCUGCUUCCUCUUCUGCCUCGUGUCUACUUCCAGUGGGCAGCUGUCGCCUACGUUCUACCUUCAGACGUGCCCAACUCUGCAGACUAUCGUGAGCCUGACCAUGACGACGACCGUCCUCCUCGAUCCGCGGAUGGGAGCCUCCCUUCUUCGUCUCUUCUUCCACGACUGCUUCGUAAAUGGCUGCGACGCGUCGGUGCUGCUGGACGACACCGCCACGUUCACUGGGGAGAAGAACGCAGGUCCGAACGCCAACUCCCUGCGCGGCUUCGGCGUCAUCGACACCAUCAAAGCCGCGGUGGAGUUGGUGUGCCCCGGCACGGUCUCCUGCGCCGACAUUCUCGCGUUGGCCGCACGCGACGGCGUGGCUCUGCUCGGUGGACCAUCUUGGACCGUGGCGUUGGGACGUAGGGACGCCACCACCGCCAGCCAAAGCGCGGCCAAUAGCAACCUCCCGGGCCCCGGCUCCAGCCUUUCCCAGCUCAUCGCCGCGUUCGCCACGAAGGGCUUGAACGCCCGCGACAUGACCGCGCUCUCCGGCGCCCACACCAUCGGCCAGGCCCGCUGCGUCAACUUCCGCUCCCACAUCUACAACGACGCCAACGUCGACGCCGGCUUCGCCUCCCAGCGCCAGCGGAACUGCCCCUCCUCCGGCGGCGACAAUAACCUGGCCCCGCUCGACGUCCAGACCGCCAACACCUUCGACAACGCGUACUACCGGAACCUCAUCGCCAUGCGGGGUCUCCUCCACUCGGAUCAGGAGCUCUUCAACAAUGGAACGCAGGACGCGCUGGUGCAGCAGUACAGCACCAACGCUGCAGCUUUCGCGGCCGACUUCGCGGCGGCCAUGGUGAAGAUGGGGAACAUCAGCCCGCUGACGGGAAGCAGCGGAGAGAUCAGAUCGAACUGCAGGAGGGUGAACUGAUACACGUCUUGGGUCCCAAAAGGAAGUCGAAGAAGUCAAAGAAAGGGGUGGGUGUUUACGUAUAGAUUCCUAAUUGGAUUUGUGACAAUAAGUCAAAAUGUGUAUGACGUUGGAUUCACGAUCGCAUGUAGAACGAGAAAGUAAUCGGAUUUGAUUGCUACGUGGUUUCUUGGAGAA
Messenger RNA from Musa acuminata AAA Group (dessert banana), 1351 nucleotides. RefSeq names its product peroxidase P7. Gene Ontology annotation, biological process: hydrogen peroxide catabolic process; response to oxidative stress. The coding region runs from base 221 to 1174 and encodes 317 amino acids. The record is from RefSeq and is a predicted model, not a curated record. The transcript is spliced from 3 exons. Gene Ontology annotation, molecular function: peroxidase activity; heme binding. Lineage: Eukaryota; Viridiplantae; Streptophyta; Magnoliopsida; Zingiberales; Musaceae.